Molecule: messenger RNA, 1596 nt
Organism: Striga asiatica
Lineage: Eukaryota; Viridiplantae; Streptophyta; Magnoliopsida; Lamiales; Orobanchaceae
Source: the annotation of a GenBank genome assembly
AUGGUCAGAGCUUCGGAGGACGAAAAAGAAAUCUACAAAUCGAGGCUCGAUUAUAUCAAAGGGAUGCACAAUGAAGAGGGGAGACAAAAGUCGAGGAGCAUGACCCUCGAAAGCAAUGGCUCGACUGCUCAAACGGAUAACGACAGGAUGACAUCAUCAAGAAGCCAUGGCUCGAUAACGCUGCAGGAAUUGGAACAGCGGAAAAUCGUGUUCGCACUCGACGGAUCAGAAAAGAUCAAGUCUCGAUUAGCAAACAAUGGGAGCACCACAAAUCCUAAUGGAAGACAAGAAAGAUUUGCAAAGCUGCUCCUUGGCGAGGACAUGUCCGGUGGCGGGAAAGGCGUUUCCUCAGCUUUGGCUUUGUCGAACGCAAUCACAAACUUGGCAGCUUCUGUAUUUGGAGAACAAAAGAGAUUGGAGCCCAUGGCACCAGAAACAAAAGCAAGGUGGAGAAAAGAGAUUGAUUGGCUCUUGUCAGUCACAGAUCACAUUGUUGAAUUUGUUCCUUCCAAACAAAGGUCCAAAGAUGGAGCCAACAUGGAGGUUAUGGUGACAAGACAAAGAAACGAUCUCCACAUGAACAUUCCCGCUCUACGCAAACUCGAUGCCAUGCUCCUCGAAUGCUUGGACAACUUUAAGGAUCAGAAUGAGUUCUAUUAUGUGUCAAAAGAUGACGAGGACUCGUCUCAGAAGGGUAAAAAUGUAAGAUCUGACAAUAAAUGGUGGAUUCCCGUGCCUAAAGUGCCUCCGAAUGGCCUUUCUGAGGUCACAAGAAAAUGGGUGCAACAUCAGAAGGACUCAGUCAAUCAGGUGCUCAAAGCUGCCAUGGCCAUAAAUGCUCAAGUCCUUUCGGAAAUGGAGAUUCCAGAAAGUUAUAUAGAGGCUCUCCCUAAGAAUGGAAGAGCAAGUCUAGGGGAGUCAAUGUACAAGAACAUAACGGACGAGUACUUUGACCCGGACUACUUCCUUACUUCGGUGGACCUGUCCUCGGAGCAUAAAAUCCUCGACCUCAAGAACAAGAUCGAGGCAUCAGUCGUAAUAUGGAAAAGGAAAAUGAACAUGAAAGACAACAAGUCUGCUUGGGGCUCGGCCGUGAGCUUGGAGAAGAGAGAGAUUUUCGAGGAUAGAGCUGAGACCAUUUUGCUUAUCUUGAAGCAUCGAUUUCCGGGACUACCCCAGUCUGAUCUCGACAUCACCAAAAUACAAUGCAACAGAGACGUGGGGCAUGCGAUUUUGGAAAGCUACUCGAGAAUAAUAGAAAGCCUAGCAUUCACUGUGUUGUCAAGAAUCGAAGAUGUGAUGCAAGUCGACUCUGAAGCACGAAACCCGCCAAGUGGUGAGCCAAUAAUGAAGUCGCCCUCGACUGAAGAAGAAGAAAGCAACUCGGCCGAGACCCCAAAUUCAAUGACACUACUUGAUUUCAUGGGUUGGAACUUGGAGAACUCGGAAAACGACCCGAAUAAAAAGGAUUCACACGAAGAAGCCGAACGAAAGGUUUUAAAUAAACCGGCUAACGUCAACACGAACAAGAAAGUGUCAUACAUUGAGAGGCUAGAAAGCUUAGGUGGCACGAGAAGCCCCACAGCCCGCCACUAG